Messenger RNA from Trichoderma virens Gv29-8, 675 nucleotides. RefSeq lists its product as uncharacterized. The annotation marks the transcript as partial. Gene Ontology annotation, cellular component: nucleus. The transcript has a single exon. NCBI's taxonomy places the organism in Eukaryota, Fungi, Ascomycota, Sordariomycetes, Hypocreales, Hypocreaceae. The record is from RefSeq and is a predicted model, not a curated record.
UCGGCUGCGGAACAGCAUACCGGCAUUCUGCGAGAGGAGAAUCUCGCUCUCAGACAAAUCCUGGGAUAUCGCCUCGAGACCUCGCAACUGUGCCUGGCAGACGAUCUCCCUCAAAUUGGAUAUUACAUAGAUGAUACUUCCAUAAAAGAUGUUUUAUUUGUCUCUAUUAAUGUCAAUACUGGAGAAGGCUAUGAAAAGAUUUUGCCUGGACAGAGUUUUCACAUUGGCAUAUCCAUUUUCGACACUCGAUGCCUGAUGAUGCAAGAUCCUGGCGACGCCAUCAGGUCCUAUCAAUUUAUUAACACAGACUCAAAACAAUGCAAGCGUGCGGCCAAGUCAUUCCAUUUUAGAAAGACAGAUUUUAUAGAACUCUCUGAUCUUCCUAGGAGAUUUUCUUUGCUUACCCAGGGCCGCGAUUAUGUGCUGGUGGCCCAUGGGAUAGAAAAGAAUACGAAAUUCUUUAACAAUAUCGAUCGAAAAAUUGCAGAUAGAGCUUGUUACAUACUUGAUACGGUCAAGGCUGCACAGCACCCUCUACAGCUGUCGCAUCGAUGUAGCCUAAUGAAUCUUCUUAAGGAAUUCGAUAUUCGUUACACAAAACUCCAUGUCGCUGGAAACAAAGCUCAUUUUACUCUCAAAGCCUUGAUCAUGAUUGCAGUUCGCGACGGGAAAAUG